AUGACAAAAGAUUUUCCAUCUCUGAACCCGCUGUUUGGACGCCGAAAAACGAAAGACACGGCGGCAGAAGAAGGAGGGGACGAAAGACACGGCGGCGACGAAAGACACGGCGGCGGAAGAAGGAGGGGACGAAUUUCUUGGCGGCUAGCCAAGUCAGGUUCUUCAUUAGUGUUGUUCCCUUCCUAUGCGACCCACCUUCUUCGUUUCCCCUUCCAAAUCAAGCUUCUUGAUUUCAAGAUGGAGAUUCUUCCCUCCAUUUGGGUUGAUGUCACGGCGGAGGGAGACGGUGGCGACGAAAGACACGGCGGCGGAAGAAGGUCAGGUUCUUCAUUAGUGUUGUUCCCUUCCUAUGCGACCGACCUUCUUCGUUUCCCCUUCCAACUCAAGCUUCUCGAUUUCAAGAUGGAGAUUCUUCCCUCCAUUUGGGUUGAUGUCACGGCGGAGGGAGACGGUGGCGACGAAAGACACGGCGGCGGAAGAAGGUCAGGUUCUUCAUUAGUGUUGUUCCCUUCCUAUGCGACCCACCUUCUUCGUUUCCCCUUCCAACUCAAGCUUCUCGAUUUCAAGAUGGAGAUUCUUCCCUCCAUUUGGGUUGAUGUCACGGCGGAGGGAGACGGUGGCGACGAAAGAUACGGCGGCGGAAGAAGGUCAGGUUCUUCAUUAGUGUUGUUCCCUUCCUAUGCGACCCACCUUCUUCGUUUCCCCUUCCAACUCAAGCUUCUCGAUUUCAAGAUGGAGAUUCUUCCCUCCAUUUGGGUUGAUUUAGCAUCUGUUGGAUUUCAGGGGAAGGUGAAAGGGGUUAUCUCCAUUUCUCAGUGA
Molecule: messenger RNA, 819 nt
Organism: Linum trigynum
Lineage: Eukaryota; Viridiplantae; Streptophyta; Magnoliopsida; Malpighiales; Linaceae
Source: the annotation of a GenBank genome assembly